AUGGCGAUGGUGGCAAAACAAGGGUGGAAUUUACUUACUAAACCAGAUGCAUUGGUAACUAAAUUACUAAAGGCUAGAUACUUUUCUCGGUCAUCUUUUUUUGAUGCUAGUCUUGGGGCUGAAGCUAAUAAUAUCCUUGCUGUCCCUUUAUUAGACAUGAUUCAAGAAGAUCGAUUGAUUUGGAAUGAGGAGAGAGACGGUGUGUACUCGAUUCGAUCCGGGUAUCGUAAGUUGAUGAAAGAUAAGAAAAAUGGGGAAUGGCCGCGGGUCAAAGAACCAUGGGGAAGGAUUUGGAAAAUUCAAGCUCCUCCUAAAGCUAAACAUUUGUUAUGGCGAUUAUGCAAAGAGUGUUUACCUUCUCGGAGGCUCUGGAGGAAGAAAGACUCUUUGAAUGUUAUUCAACCAAGAUUGACUCAAUUUCAUAGCAUUAAAGAGGUGAUUCUUGAUGUCUGUUGCAAUGAAAGUAAUGUGGUAGCAGGAAAAGUGGCAAUGGGUUUAUGGACCUUGUGGAACAAUAGGAAUAAUUUUGUGUGGUAUGACACUAAGAUGACAGCUCGACAGAUUGGCUCUCAAGCAAUAUACCCAUAUGGCGCUGCAGCAACAACAUACAGCAGCUAUGUUUCAACAGUGGCAACCACCAAUACAAGGUUAUUUGAAGUUGCGGGUGGUGCAUUUGAGAUCAUCUUGGGAGAUUCAUUCUUGCAGGCUCAAAUUUUAUCCACGAGAGCCUCAACAGUCAACACAAUUGAAGGAGAGGCUUUAGCGUGGAAAGAAGCUAUUCAUGAAGUGAUUCAAAGAGGAAUUUCUCAUGUUAUCUUUGAAAGUGACUCUAAAGUUGUAGUUGAUGCUAUUGCUUCUAGGAGUGUCGGUACUUAA
This is a messenger RNA of Trifolium pratense (red clover), 876 nucleotides long. RefSeq lists its product as uncharacterized. The coding region runs from base 1 to 876 and encodes 291 amino acids. The transcript is spliced from 4 exons. NCBI's taxonomy places the organism in Eukaryota, Viridiplantae, Streptophyta, Magnoliopsida, Fabales, Fabaceae. Gene Ontology annotation, molecular function: nucleic acid binding; RNA-DNA hybrid ribonuclease activity. The record is from RefSeq and is a predicted model, not a curated record.